AUGUCGGGAGGAGGUCGUCGGCAAAGGCUGAAAGGUCUUGGCUUCAACGCCAUGAGCAUGGAGUGCAGUGCGACCUCGGGGUAUAAGUUGCGGAUUUUGACGGAGACGCCAGCGAAGCGCUCCAUGAAUGUCCUUAAUGGUUCGUCGUCGCCCUGGGAUGGCCAAGGCGGCGGAUGUGAUGUGAUGAGGUCGGCUCGUUGCAUAUUGCGCCGUGAAUCGCCUUACCAGAGUGGUGAAACUGUUGAUCGACUCAGUAGGGAGCUGGGUGUACCAAUUGAGUGCAGCCCCCUUGAGCGAGCCCAAUACGGCCGUACUGAACAAUGGCAGAAAGCCAUUGGAUUCUAUACAGAAGCUAUCAAACUCUGCGGUGAUAAUGCAACAUACUACAGUAACAGGGCUCAAGCAUAUCUAGAACUUGGAAGUUUCCUUCAAGCUGAGACAGAUUGUACAAAAGCAAUUGGUCUUGACAAACAGAAUGUGAAAGCCUAUUUUCGUAGGGGUACAGCUAGAGAGAUGCUAGGCUACUACAAGGAAGCAAUUGAUGAUUUUAAACAUGCCCUUGUGCUUGAGCCAACCAACAAAAGGGCAGCUGCAGCUGUUGAAAGGUUGAGGAAGCUAUUCCAGUAGGUACAUACAUAAUUGUGGCACGAGAUAUGAUGGCUGAAAAUGGUAUUCGUUGGUGGUGACCUAUACGCACCGAGACGAUUAAUGAGUUAGUUCCUAGUUACAAUAAGUAUACAAGAGUAAUUUGACAUUUGAUUUCUUGAAAAUGAUAAUGAUUCUUUUGUCCUUCGAGGCAUGGCAAUUUUUAGACAUUAAAAGCAUGUAGUAAUUGUACUUCUUUUUCUUCUGCUUCUGUGACCUUAGUUACGUGCUAUUGCCAGAAUGAGUCCCAAUUUUGCACGAGGUAAAUAUAUUCGGAUUGUAAUGUCAGUGAGUCAAGUGAGGCGGUGCUUAUGACCAUAGCUAGGUAUUUUUCUUUUAAGUAGACUUUUUUAUAAUCUGUUAUCCGAUGAAGUACUUCAUUUGUUGGUGCAGUGUUUAUGAUUUCAGCUAACAGGCCUUUUAUUC
Messenger RNA from Cajanus cajan (pigeon pea), 1071 nucleotides. Lineage: Eukaryota; Viridiplantae; Streptophyta; Magnoliopsida; Fabales; Fabaceae. The record is from RefSeq and is a predicted model, not a curated record.